Racocetra persica is the source of this 1463-nucleotide messenger RNA. The record is from the annotation of a GenBank genome assembly. NCBI's taxonomy places the organism in Eukaryota, Fungi, Glomeromycota, Glomeromycetes, Diversisporales, Gigasporaceae.
CAGCAAUUGCUGUCGUUAGCUACAUUUUAUAUAAGUGUUAUAUUUAUCCCUUAUAUUUAUCUCCUUUACGUAAAGUUCCUGGUCCACCUGUUGAUAAUUUUAUUCUUGGACAUUAUGCUUCUUUAUUAAAUAAAAAUAUAAAGGAAGCCUUUUCUCACUUAGUAAAACAAUAUGGUGGAAUAGUUAAGUACCAUGGCUUAUUGAAUAAACCCUAUAUCUUAGUUUCAGAUCCAAAACUUGUCCAAGAAAUACUAUCAAGUCAUUCAUAUGAAUAUCCGAGAGAUAUCUUUAAUAAACCUCCGCUCAAGGAUAUUUUAGGUGAAGGUAUUUUAUUUGCUAAUGGAAAUGUUCACAAAAGACAAAGAAAAAUGAUGUCUCCUUUAUUUGCUUUUACCAAUAUCAAGGAAAUGCUUCCAACAAUCGUUCAAGCGGGACACAAAUUAAAAGAUAUCUGGAUGAAACAAAUCGGUAAUAAGAAAGAGAAACAAAUUACAAUUACAGAUUUAGUUCCAAAGACAACUUUAGAUAUUAUUGGUCUUGUUGGGUUUAAUUACGAAUUUAAUUCUAUUACUUCAAAAUCUGAAUUAGCUCAAGCAUAUAAUUCAAUAGCUAGUAACAAUCAUUCGUCUAUAUACUUAGCUCUUGUUCGUUUCUUUCCUUCAAUCAGAAAACUUCCAACAUCGAGUAAUAAAAAACUGUAUAAUUCUAUUAAAACUAUCAAUAAUAUUUCUGAGAGACUAAUUGCAAAACAAAGAAGUAGUCUUGUUCGAGGAACAGAUUUAUUGUCAUUGCUGGUAAAAGCAAAUGAUAACUUGCCUGUUGAUGAACAAUUAACGCAUAAAGAAUUAACUGGUCAGGUUAUGACAAUGCUCGUAGCUGGGCAUGAGACUAAUAGUACUGCACUAACUUGGGUAUUAUACUUUCUCGCAAAAAAUCCUGAUGUUCAGGAUCGUCUUCGUAAAGAAGUUCUUGAAAUACUUAUUGACCGUGAUUAUUGCCCAACUUUUGAUGAAAUUGAACAUAUGAAAUAUUUAGAAUGUGUCUAUAAAGAAUCUUUAAGGAUUAUUCCGCCUGUACCUACACUCUUUCGUACUACCAUAAAAGAUAAAAUAAUGAAUGGUUACCUUAUUCCAAAGAAUACUUCAUUAUGGAUUCCUAUUUAUGCAAUCCAUCGUAAUCCUUUAAUUUGGGGUGAUGACGCUGAACAAUUCAAUCCAUCUCGGUGGCUUGAUCCGGAAAUAAAAUCAAAAAUAACUAAUCAUACUUUCUUACCUUUUGGUGCUGGUCCACAAAAUUGUUUGGGAAUGAAAAUGGCUCAUUUAGAACUUAAAUCUAUUUUAUCUAUACUUAUUAGAAAUUUUGAGUUUAGAUUGGUUGAAGGUUUUACUGUUAAAAUGGGAGAAACAGUUUUAUCUAAACCAGUUUCUGGAAUUGAUUUAUUGGUUUCAAAAGUAGAUUGUUAA